CGCGUCGCGUCCUCGUAUCGUUCAGUCGAGUAGGCGCGUUUGCACGGUGUUGGUCUUCGGUAGAUAUCGCUGAAACGUCUCGACUGUGGCACCGGGAAUAAAGAUCAUACGCGCGCGCGAGUGUGACGUGUGUGCUCGUUCUAUCGUAACCGAUUCUAUCUCGCGCGUGGUCACGCGCGAGAGGAGAAGGGGAAAGGUCGAAGGGUUAAAACAGAGGUGAGAGACGAUGAGAGGCGCGUGUGAAAAUAGUGUAUAGUGACCGUUGAAAAGCUGGUGACUGUUAGCGCGUGUUCCGAGGGAAGACUAGCGAGAACGGGACGCCGUUGACACAAAGAAGAGGACAGUAGGGCCACGUCGGUGGUGAUUCUCGCCGUGAGGCCGCUUAGGACAUGGUCGAACGUCAUUGGAGCUGGUGGUGGAUUCUGGGACCGUUGACAAUGCCGAGAAUAUGCGUCGCACGGCCAUCGCACUGGGCGAGGCCCCAGCGGUCUCUCGUCGCGAUAUCCACGUUCUUGUUCAUCGGCCUGGUGGUCUGCUCUGGAACUCUCGCGUCUGCAACGAGAUUGAGGCACUCGAGACACCUGGACGUGAGAUCGCAGUUCCUGGGUGAGGGUGAAUUACUGGACGAUGAAAAUCACAACCACAAGCCGGUGUUCUCCGAUUGCUCGAAUUACGCGCCAACGGUGAAGGAAGAGGAACCGAUUGGCACUGUGGUGUUCCAAGUGCAUGCCGAGGAUAGAGAUCCACCGGAGGAAGGAGGUACUAUCACGUAUAGUCUUGUGACUGGUCCUGACGAGAGGAUAAAAUUUACAAUCAACAAUAGAACGGGUCUCAUCAGGACGACCCAGUGGAUCGACAGAGAUGAACCCUCCAGAGAAAAGGAGUUUUACCUUACGGUACUCGCAACCGACAAUGGAAGGCCGCAGUUGGAUGCCGUAUGCACAUUUAAAGUCACUAUUGAAGACAUCAAUGACAACGAGCCUGUAUUCGACAAAGUGGUCUUCCGUGGAGAUGUGUGGAAGGCAUAUACGGAAUCUGUGCCACAAGAUUUACCUGUGGGUCGCGAGGUCAUGCGCGUUUCUGCCACUGAUAUCGACGAUGGCGACAAUUCCAUCGUACGGUAUGGUCUAACAGCUAAGAAAUCGGAGGAUGCUGAAUACUUUCGAAUAGACCGCGACACCGGUGUCAUAUUCCUGGCCAAAGCUAUAAAGCGGAAUCCAGAUUAUAAAUUCAAUAUGAUAGCUUCUGCCGAGGAUACUGGCGAAAUCCCAAAGAGCUAUGUCAUUGAUCUUGACAUACGAGUUGUGGAAUCGCAUAAGAAAGCGCCAACUUUUCUACCGCGGCCGUCCGAACCGAUCAAACUUCAGGAAAAUUUUAGCGACUUCGAUGCCAGCAUUGUCCAUUUGAAAGCAAUUAGCAACAUUGAUAAUUCCAGUAAUUAUGACAAUUCCUACUUAGUCUUUGAGCUUGUGACUGGCAGAACGGAACAGUCUAACAAGAAAAACACGUUCAGAUUAGAAUCUAAUAAAGAUGUAGCGGAUAUCAAGUUAUCUCAGCAUCUUGAUUACGAAAGUAACAGGCAGUACUCGCUAAUAGUAAGAGUACAAAACAAGUAUCAAUUAGCAGCUGAAACACUUAUCGAUAUCGAAAUAUUAGAUGUAAACGACAACAUUCCAGUCUUCCGCGAUAUCAAAAGAGGAAGUGUGUUAGAAAAUGAGCCCCGAGGUGUUCCUGUAAUGCAAGUGCAAGCUAUUGACGCUGAUGGAACUUCCGCUAAUAAUCAGGUCACUUACCAGCUGGACAACUUUAAGGACCUCUUUGCCAUCGACCCGCAAACCGGCAAUAUUACAACAUUAGUAACAUUCGACAGAGAAGUUGAAGAUACCUAUAAUGUUAAAAUAAUAGCAAUGGAUAAUUCGCCUAGUGCUUUGUUCAAAACCGGGGAACACAAUAGAGGACAACAGGUGUUCCAAAUUGAAAUUGCUGAUAAGAAUGACAAUCCUCCUCGGUUUACUCAGAAAGUGUACACCCAUAAUUCAGUUUACGAAAACGUAAAUAUUAACGCGCCUAUAACUACAGUCGAAGCUAUUGAUUCCGAUACGGCGAGUCCUGUCACGUACAGCAUCAUAGCAGGAAACACUGAUAACAGCUUUUACAUUGAAGCUACAACGGGAAAAAUUCGCGUUAACAAGACACUUGAUUAUGAAAAAAUCACCAAGUACAAUUUAACUGUAAAAGCGUUUGACGGUGUAUUCAAUGAUACAGCACAAGUAGAGAUUUUUGUCGAAAACGUUAACGAUAAUCCACCGGUCUUUGAAGAGUUCAAUACAAGUCCGAACAUAAACGAAGAAACAUUGGUGGACGGAUGUAUCACCACUGUGAUAGCUUAUGACCCAGAUAUCGAAGACAGAAAUGCCGAUCAACAUAUUGCCUAUUUUAUCGUCAAGGAAGAUCAACAACUCUUGAUAGGAAUUGACAAGUAUGGUUGUUUGAAAUUGAAAAAGCCUUUAGAUCGUGAUCCGCCGAAUGGGUAUUCAACGUGGCCUGUUAUUGUGAUGGCGAGAGACGAGGAUGGUUCGUCUACGGCUCUUUCAAGUUUGGUGUCGGUUAACAUUACGCUCAACGAUAUAAAUGACAAUGCACCGUUUCUCGAUAUACCUUAUCCUGUCAUUUGGGGUGAGAACAAACCAGCUGGCAAGAUAACCGAUUUGAAGGCACGGGAUUACGACUCCGAAGAAAAUGGCCCGCCAUUUGAAUUCAGAAUUGCCGAAAACGCAGACGAUGAAAUCAAAUCUAAAUUUGACAUACGUGAGACUAAUUUAUAUACGCAGGUAGUGUUUGAUCGCGAAGAGCGAAAAAGUUACGAUAUACCGAUCGCGAUCACGGACAGUGGUAAACCGUCUUUGACCGGUACUUCCACACUCACUGUGAUCAUAGGCGACGAGAAUGACAAUCGCAUGCAAGAGGGCUCGAGUUCCAUAUUUGUUUACAAUUAUAAAGGAGAAGCUCCUGACAUAGAAAUAGGACGCGUUUACGUCAAUGAUCCGGAUGAUUGGGAUUUGCCGGAUAAAUCUUUCGAUUGGGCUUCUCCUCACGACGGUUUUCAUUUGAAUACCAGUACCGGCAUGAUCACUCUAUUGUCGGGUAUAUCAAAUAACACUUUUGUAUUAAAGUUCAUCGUCACCGAGCAAGGACGUCUUAUUGAUUCGCAUCAAGUACACGCCUAUGUGAAUGUCACUAUCAAGGAACUUCCUGAAGAGGCCGUAGAUAGAUCCGGUUCUAUACGAUUUUAUGGUAUGACAGCAGAGCAAUUCGUGGAGCCUGACGAAUCUGGCGUUAGUAAGAAGGAAAUAUUCCAAGAAAAAUUGGCAACUAUGCUGAAUACAUCAAUCGAAAAUGUCGACGUAUUCACUGUGCUUCAUUCGCCUCAUCAUAACAAUAAAAGCUUGCUCGACAUUCGAUUUUCAGCGCACGGGAGUCCUUAUUACGCUCCGGAGAAGUUGAACACGAUUUUAGCGCAACAUUCGAAAGAAAUCGAACGGGAGAUGAAGGCGGAUAUUUUGUUGGUGAACAUCGAUGAAUGCCUAAUCGAAAAACUUCAUUGUAACGAUUCAAAUUGCCGUAAUUUCUUGAAUGUUAGCAACAUUCCAUAUGGUGUUUAUACUAAUACCAGCUCGUUUGUUGGUGUUAGAGCGGUUGUAGAUCCGCAAUGCACUUGUCAUGUAGCGGAGCCUAUUGUCUGUUUAAACGGCGGUACUCCUUUGACAGCACGAUGCGAGUGCCCACCUGGUCUAGAAGGUCCGAGGUGCGAACUAUUGGGUAUUGGCUUUCGCGGAGAUGGCUGGGCUAUAAUGCCGCCACCUGGUCAAGCUUGCGCCGAUUCACAUUUAGGAUUGGAAAUAACGCCACAUACGGAGAAUGGUCUUGUAUUCUAUUUCGGUCCCAUGACUUACAGUCCUAAGCUUGGUAUCCAAGAUUUCAUGUCUCUGGAACUUCAACAAGGUUUUGCUGUUUUAUAUGUAGAUUACGGAACAGGGACUGUAAGACUAGAUCACAAACAGAUCAAAUUAACAGAUGGCAGGAACCACAGAAUAGACAUUUAUUGGACGAAAACUUCAAUAGAGAUGAUAGUUGAUAAAUGCAGCAUCUCUGCUUGCAUGAGUCUUACUGCACCAUACGGCCGAAAUGAAUUUCUAAAUGUUAACAGUCCAAUGCAAGUAGGCGGUACAGUAACUAAUUUAGCAUAUUUAGCAUCGAAGUUAGGAUGGAGUUAUGAACCGACUGACAAAGGAUUCGUUGGUUGUAUACGUAAUAUGACAAUCAAUGGAAAUACGUAUAACUUGGGUAUGCCAUCAUUAUCCAGAAACGCAGAUCCUGGCUGUGAUCAUAGCAUGGCAAAGGCCAUCUCGUUCGGAAUUGAUACGAACUUUAUAGUAGCUAUUUUGGUUUGUGUAUUGAUAUUACUAAUAUUGCUUGUGGCGGUAGUUGUGCAUAGAAGAAAGACGGAUGAUCUAUAUAAGGAUAUGGAUGAUAUCAGAGAAAAUAUUAUUAAUUAUGAGGACGAAGGAGGCGGUGAAGUUGAUACGGGUUACGAUUUAAAUGUCCUGAGAGCGAUUUAUGAUGCACCACCUAUCGACUCGAAAAUAGCUCCAGUUGGCCUACAGGGUAGAGGGGCCGACGAAGUUCCAGACAUUUGUGGCUUUCUAGAUGGUAAGAAAGAAAGCUGCGAUAAAGAUCCCGACACAAAUCCAUUUGACGACGUAAGGCAUUACGCUUACGAGGGAGAGGGCAAUUCGGAAGGCGAUUUAUCGUCAUUAGCUUCCUGUACUGACGAUGGAGAUCUCAAAUUUAAUUAUCUAUCUAACUUUGGACCAAGAUUUAGGAAAUUGGCAGAUAUGUAUGGAGAAGAUCCGAGUGACGAAGAAAGUGAUGGCGUUGGUGAACGAGAAAGCGAAAGUUGGUGUUGAGUUUUCCUAAAUGAGAACAUCAUAGAUAUAAAAUUUUAACAUAGAAAACGUAUACAGCUUGCAGAUUUGCUCCAGCUCCAGCUGUGGUUUAUGUAAUCAUAAUUAGGAGCAUACGUAUCGGAAAUUUUACAUUGUGCAGAUUUGUGCGCUGUUGUAGCUUCCAAUUCCAAUUAAUUGGAAAGAAACGAGGGAAUUGGAAAGAAACAUCUAUUGUACUUAAAUGAUACGAAACGUGGUCUCAUUUACCGAUUACUCUAAUUCAACAGAUGAAGAGAUGUAUAAGAGACGCCAUCUUAUAGACGCAUGUGUAAUUAAUGUGUGAUUUAUUAGUAGACGAAAUAAACUUUAUAAUUAUGAGUGACUAUACAGACGCUAUAUGAAUUUCGUUUACUCGUAAAAGUGAUGCGUAUCUUAUACUGACCCUUAAAAUGAAUUUUUAUAUUGUGUCGAUAAAACUUAGCGCAUUUAUGUUAUACUUUUACACUAGAAGUGAUAUUUGUGUAUAAAUGGAUGACGAGAGAAAAUAGUGCGUUCACUGUACGUUGCACGGAUAUGAACAGUAAAAGUUCUGGAUUUUCGUGUUCUUGUAUUUUCAUCAAGUUGUUAAGGACAAUCGACAUUUCCAUGCAUAUGUAAAUUUUUUUUUUAAUUUAAUUACUUAAAUAUAAUUACAUAUUUCAACCAGAUUAUAUAGUAAGCGAUGCUCUAUUAGUUAGAAGUACCAGCAGCAUAAAUAUUGUAUUAUGUAAACGGCUUAAUACUUCGUCGAUUAUUUUGUUUGGAGAUUACUUACUAUUGGAGGAAAUAUGAUAAUAUGAAGAUAUAAUCAGAGGAAAAACUGAGAGAUAGAGAAAAA
This is a messenger RNA of Pogonomyrmex barbatus (red harvester ant), 5823 nucleotides long. It is a transcript of the gene shg, whose product is annotated as DE-cadherin. Gene Ontology annotation, biological process: multicellular organism development; cell migration; homophilic cell-cell adhesion. The record is from RefSeq and is a predicted model, not a curated record. Gene Ontology annotation, cellular component: plasma membrane; catenin complex. Gene Ontology annotation, molecular function: calcium ion binding; beta-catenin binding; cadherin binding. NCBI's taxonomy places the organism in Eukaryota, Metazoa, Arthropoda, Insecta, Hymenoptera, Formicidae.